GGACGCGCUAGAGGUGUCUGAAAUUGUAUCAUCUGCAAGCAGACUUUAGAAGGGACAUCGCCAACUGCUACUCAUCAGUGGAAACGUCAAACAGCACAUCUUGAUAUUCUUUGGAAGACUUCCAUCAUGACUGGAUCGCCAAAGCCAAUGUGACCCGGGAUGAUGCAACUUGUGCAUCAUGCAAGGCAAUCGCCCUGGGAGAUCGUCUGUGAUGUUUCUACCCAUGAUCGACAUGAAUCCCAGCGAUGUGUCAUGUGUCUACUCAACACUGAAAUAUGUAUGUAAGAUUGCACGUCGCCACAAUGUUACACCCGUUAUCACGUUUGAUCAACCACUCUUUGGAAGUCUCUGAUGAUUAUUGUAACCGAGUAAGUGGAAAGUGAAUUGAUAUAUAUUGUCCUUCGUCUGGGAAGUUUUCAUACAGAAAUGAGUUACCUUGGGUGUAUUGGCCAUCUCAUGGCUACAUCUGGAUUACAAGAAUUGCGGCAUUGACUUACGCACCCAAUGCAGUAAUGCACAUGCUGACUGGCAAGACAAUUUCUCGAGCAAUACGGGCACAGCUCAUUGUUGAUGCAGUUCUCAGUGCCUUGGUGCUGGCCAAGACAUUUAAUGUGUCUUUACGGGGAAGUUCAGAUGACCGGAAUGUGGAAAUAGAAGAGUUUUUAGAAGCUACAACGUCAUCACGUGAGAAGUCUGCUAGACAUCCAGACCUGGAUGAAGCUGCUGUUCUCUAUGAAAAGGUGAUGCAAGGUUCGAUGUCUGCAGAUCAAGUUUGCCAGUCUGGUGUGAUAACCAGAAUCGGUGAUGUUCUACAAAGAGAAACCAAAUCUCUGAAGUCAUAUAGGACUGCUACACUUUGGUUGCAGUACAUGGAUAUGGUCGAUAUACUUCGCAUGUAUAUCCGGGAGAGCAUACUGGCAACUGGGAAUUGCAUCUCCAAACUGUUUCAGAAAUGCUCCCUUACUUGGCCGAAUGUGGACAGCCGGGGGGGGGGGGGGUGUCUCACAAGAGGACGAGGGAUAACUGAGCAGCAAUUAACGCCUGACAUGGUUGCUGUCCACGCCAGCUUGUGCUAG
Molecule: messenger RNA, 1076 nt
Organism: Corticium candelabrum
Lineage: Eukaryota; Metazoa; Porifera; Homoscleromorpha; Homosclerophorida; Plakinidae
Exons: 1
Coding region: 513-1076 (187 amino acids)
Source: RefSeq, a predicted model, not a curated record